Zasmidium cellare ATCC 36951 is the source of this 564-nucleotide messenger RNA. RefSeq lists its product as uncharacterized. The transcript is spliced from 3 exons. Lineage: Eukaryota; Fungi; Ascomycota; Dothideomycetes; Mycosphaerellales; Mycosphaerellaceae. Bases 1 to 564 code for a protein of 187 amino acids. The record is from RefSeq and is a predicted model, not a curated record.
AUGGCCGCCAACGAAGCCGACCGCCGCAGAUUCAUCGAACAGCCUAAACUCGAGCAUCUCUCCGAAGAAACCCUCCAAAACCCCCCCAAGCAACGCACCGUGCAACAACAAGAAAAACAAGACAACCUCAUCAAAAAGGAACGCCGCGACGUCGGCAUCGACACCGCCCGCUCCCGCUCCUCCUCGCGACGAGAGCGCCGCAAACGCAUCAAGCAGGCCUUCGAGGAGGGGACGUACAUGAAGACAGGUUCUCUGGAGGCGCUCGAGGAAGCCGACGCCAACGGCGACAUGCAAGCGAUGCGGCCGUUUGAGCGAAUCGGCCCGGACAGCACGUCGAUGGAUGGGCCGGUGACGAUGGCGAGGGCGCAGAGGGGCGAGAUUCCCGUACGAGGCUCGAAUCCGAAUCAACCGUACUACAUGACGCCGGAACCGGCGACGGGCGGCUCUGAACUCAAAGACAAAGACGGCCUUAAGCUCUCGCUAGAAGCGAACCUCGACAUUGAAAUCGAACUCAAAGCCAGCAUUCGCGGGGACCUGACCCUGUCGUUAUAUGAAGCAAUGUGA